AGCAUCCCUGGUGAUAUUUAAUAAGAAGAAGGUUAUUUGUUUGUGGAUUGUACAUCAUGUGCCUGUGUGUCUCCCAGAGGGCAGCGGCAGUGUGAAGUCAGGCGGCGGAGGCAACGCCAGAGAGAUACGCAUCCGUAAAACCAAGAAGAAAGGGAGGAGAGACGAGGACAGCGAUGAGGAGACCGGACCCUCACAGCAAAAUCGCAGUAAACAGACUGCAGCCCCCUUCAUGGCCCAGGAGGACAUCGUGGCAGUUUUAGAGGAGAGAGUAAGCGACUGCCCCGAAGAAAUCCUCUGCGAGCUGGCGGAGCAUUUAGUCAGGCCUCUGAACAAAGCGUACCAGGAGGUGCUGCGCUCGGUCUUCCUGUCCUCCAGCAGCGCUCCGUCCAGGGCCAACAAGAAGCAGAGCAUGAAGGACCUGCAGGAGGAGAUCAGCAGCCUCUACAACAACAUCCGCCUCUUUGAGAAGGGCACCAAGUUCUUCUCUGGUAAAUUCAACACUAAGUGGAAAUCUGAAAUGAUGGGAAUCUUUCUCAGUCCAGAACACCUAAGGCAGACACAUGCAGUGCUGCUGGAGUGAGUGGGACACAGUUAC
Notothenia coriiceps (black rockcod) is the source of this 595-nucleotide messenger RNA. RefSeq names its product E3 UFM1-protein ligase 1-like. Gene Ontology annotation, biological process: protein K69-linked ufmylation; regulation of proteasomal ubiquitin-dependent protein catabolic process; response to endoplasmic reticulum stress. Gene Ontology annotation, molecular function: UFM1 ligase activity. The annotation marks the transcript as partial. The record is from RefSeq and is a predicted model, not a curated record. Lineage: Eukaryota; Metazoa; Chordata; Actinopteri; Perciformes; Nototheniidae. The transcript has 3 exons. Gene Ontology annotation, cellular component: endoplasmic reticulum membrane.